GUUAAAAUAAACUUAGUUUAGGAUUGUAUUAUUCGAGCAUUUGCACAUGUCCUGAUCUUCUCAAAGAGAACAAUGGAGAACAGUCAUUUGAGGUAACCUCAAUUCCACGUUGUUCUUUAGUGACUGAUUUCAGUAUUUCUAUUUAUUAAAACUAAUUUAAACAUGUCUGGGGAAGUGAUUAACGAAGUUAACAAUUUGCAAGUUACCGAAAAAACUAAAGACGACGUCGACGACGAUUUUGUAGACCCUUGGAAUGUAGUGAGUAAAUCGGAAAAAGGCAUUGAUUACGACAAACUAAUAACCAAAUUCGGUUCAAGUAAAAUAGAUAAAGAACUGUUGGACCGCUUUGAAAAGGUGACAGGAAAGCGAGUUCACCAUUUCUUGCGUCGCGGGAUUGUGUUUUCACACCGAGACCUGCAUUCCAUUUUAACAUUGCAUGAGAGUGGCAAACCUUUUUAUCUGUACACUGGACGUGGGCCCUCCUCUAACUCCAUGCAUGUGGGGCACCUUGUACCUUUUAUUUUUUGUAAAUGGUUGCAAGAUAUUUUCAAUGUGCCCCUAGUCAUUCAACUGACCGAUGACGAGAAAUUCUUGUGGAAAGACCUGAAAAUGGAAGAGGUGCACAAAAUGACCAUGGAAAAUGCUAAAGAUAUAAUAGCUGUGGGGUUUGAUCCGGAAAAAACCUUCAUGUUUUCGGAUCUCAACUACAUUGGCCAAUGUCCGGAAUUUUACCAAAACAUGGUGAGGAUCCAACGCUGCGUCACUUUUAACCAGGUCAAAGGGAUUUUCGGCUUUGACGACAGUUCUGUUAUCGGAAAGGUGGCUUUUCCGGCGGUUCAAGCAACGCCAGCUCUCUCAACGUCCUUCCCUCACAUCUUCAAAGGGAAGAAAGUCCCGUGUUUGAUCCCUUGCGCCAUAGACCAGGACCCUUAUUUCAGGAUGACGCGGGAUGUGGCCCCCAGGAUAGGGUUUAAAAAACCAGCCCUGUUACAUUCAACGUUUUUUCCGGCUCUGCAAGGGGCCCAAACUAAAAUGUCGGCCUCUGACCCCAACUCUACCAUUUACCUAAGUGAUACGCCAAAACAAGUGAAAAAUAAAAUCAACAAACACGCAUUUUCGGGGGGGCAGAGCACCGUUGAGGAGCACAGGCAGCUAGGGGGGAACUGUGAUAUUGACAUUGCUUAUCAGUAUUUGACUUUCUUCUUGGAAGAUGAUGACAAGCUUGAACAGAUUAGAAAGGACUACACGAGUGGGGCGUUGCUGACUGGGGAAUUGAAGAAAAUCCUUGUUGAUAUUUUGACGCCGAUUGUAAUGCAACAUCAAGAACGCAGAGCGAAGGUUACAGAUGAUGUUAUAAAACAGUUUAUGACGCCAAGAGAGUUGGCUUUCAAUAUUUAAUUGUUGCUUAUUUAUUAUAUUUAUCAUUGUUUUAUUUCUUUUUUUGUACCAUUGUGAGCACAAUUACCUACAAAGUGAAUAAAAAUUUUGUUGGCCACA
Tribolium castaneum (red flour beetle) is the source of this 1497-nucleotide messenger RNA. RefSeq names its product Tryptophanyl-tRNA synthetase (gene TrpRS). Gene Ontology annotation, cellular component: cytoplasm. The transcript has 3 exons. Gene Ontology annotation, biological process: tryptophanyl-tRNA aminoacylation. Gene Ontology annotation, molecular function: ATP binding; tryptophan-tRNA ligase activity. Bases 163 to 1398 code for a protein of 411 amino acids. Lineage: Eukaryota; Metazoa; Arthropoda; Insecta; Coleoptera; Tenebrionidae. The record is from RefSeq and is a predicted model, not a curated record.